CAUGGCCUUAUAAGGAUGAAGUUUCCUUUUUUCCUUCCUCUCUCUCCCUCUUAUUUCCCUCCUAGUGCUCCCUCCUCCCUCCACCCUCCCACUGUCUCUCAGUGGACAAAUGAAGUCAUCUUACCUCUUUUGCUCCUUUUAAGCCGGCAUUUUUGGGAGGGAGGUCCCUGUGAGGGAUAUACAAACACUCAGUCAAGCAUCCGAACUCGUCUCGCACACUGCAGCAGCAGCCAGCAGAGUAUUCACCCAAUCCUCCACACAUCCCAAGUUUCAGGCAUGGCUAACAAAGGUCCAUCCUACGGCAUGAGCCGGCAGGUUCAGGAUAAAAUCGACAGCAAGUACGACCCCGAACUGGAGCAGAUCCUGGUGGAGUGGAUCAGCCGUCAGUGCGGCUCCGGCGUCGGGAGGCCGGAGGCCGGAAAACUGGGCUUCCAGACCUGGUUGAAAGAUGGAGUUGUCCUGUGUGAACUUAUCAACAGUUUGUUUGCUGGAGACAAACCCGUGAAGAAGAUCCAGAGCUCGCCCAUGGCCUUCAAGCAGAUGGAGCAGGUCUCACAGUUUCUCAAUGCUGCAGAGAAGUACGGCGUCACCAAGACUGAUAUGUUCCAGACGGUGGACCUGUGGGAAGGUAAGGACCUGGCAGCGGUGCAGAGGACCCUGUCGGCCCUGGGCAGCUUGGCCGUCACCAAGGACGACGGCACAUACAACGGAGACCCUAACUGGUUCUUCAAGAAAGCGCAGGAAAACAAGCGAGACUUCAGCGACGACCAGCUGAAGGCGGGCAAGAACGUGAUCGGCUUACAGAUGGGCUCCAAUAAGGGAGCCAGCCAGGAGGGAAUGAGCUACGGAAGACCCAGACAGAUCCUGUAAAAUCACUGAGCCACAAAUAUCCAAAACCUCUUUAGCGUCCCUGAAACCAAAAGUGCCUGUUUUACCCUCCAGGAGCCUGUAAUUGUCUUAAUUGGGCCUCUUUAACCCCCUCUUGUUCCAGCACCGUGGCUCUUCUCCAUGCUUAUGUCGGUGACCACUGCAGACAGCACCAGAACCGCUUAGCAUGCCAUGGUAACCACAAAAAUGACCAAAUAAAUAAAAAGGCCUUGGGGAAAAACCAAGCCACCAUGUAGAAAGACAACCCUUACUUUCCUUGUAGCAUGUCUAGUAAACGGCUCUCGCGUCACUCAUCGCUGCCCAGAUUCAUCCUCGAGAACAUCCCACUUCUUAGAUUUUGUUGAUGUAACUUUUUAAUUUCUCUAACGUUGACAAGCGCAGCCCUGGUGUGCCAGUUCUCCUUAGUUCUACUGCUCCAGUGUUCAGUGACCCACCACUUCCCGCACUGCUACGCCUGCUGUGUCAGUGCCAAUAUUUUUGUAAAUUGUCUUAUUAAAUAAUGAUUUUGACAUA
Cololabis saira (Pacific saury) is the source of this 1401-nucleotide messenger RNA. RefSeq names its product transgelin (gene tagln). The transcript has 5 exons. Gene Ontology annotation, molecular function: protein binding. The record is from RefSeq and is a predicted model, not a curated record. NCBI's taxonomy places the organism in Eukaryota, Metazoa, Chordata, Actinopteri, Beloniformes, Belonidae. Bases 16 to 870 code for a protein of 284 amino acids.